Hippocampus zosterae (dwarf seahorse) is the source of this 1623-nucleotide messenger RNA. RefSeq names its product potassium channel, subfamily K, member 12 like (gene kcnk12l). Gene Ontology annotation, molecular function: potassium ion leak channel activity. The record is from RefSeq and is a predicted model, not a curated record. Gene Ontology annotation, biological process: potassium ion transmembrane transport; stabilization of membrane potential. Gene Ontology annotation, cellular component: membrane. The coding region runs from base 104 to 1540 and encodes 478 amino acids. Lineage: Eukaryota; Metazoa; Chordata; Actinopteri; Syngnathiformes; Syngnathidae. The transcript is spliced from 2 exons.
AGCAGGAUGAUUUCGGAAGUCCGCAAAACCAUUUCGUCUGGCAAUGUAUCGAAAAAUGCAUCCGUUCUGAUCAGGAGAAGAAGCUUCAUCAUGCAUCGAGAUCAUGACCCCCAAACACACUAUUCAGCGCUUGUGUCGUUGCAGUGCGCAAUCCGUACGUGUGUGUGUGUGUGUGUUGUUUGCAGUUACCGUGGCCAUCAUGGCUCAGAGGAAGUCUGCCGGCUGCCGCCCCAAAGCGCCCAUCAACCAAGACAACGCCCGUUUCUUCCUUCUCGCUGGCCUCAUUCUUCUCUACCUGUUGUGCGGGGCCGCCAUCUUCUCUGCCCUGGAGCACCCCUUUGAGCUCCGUGCCCGCCGCCUGUGGAGACAGCAGCUCGAUAACUUCACCCGGAGGUACGGCGUCCACCCGAGGGCCCUGCACGCCCUGUUGCGGCAGUACGAGGAGGCCAAUGGAGCCGGGAUACGGGUGGACACGUUGAGGCCACGCUGGGACUUUUCUGGAGCCUUUUAUUUUGUUGGUACAGUGGUCUCCACUAUUGGAUUUGGAAUGACCACCCCAGCAACCAUAGCCGGAAAGAUCUUCCUAAUCUUUUACGGUCUGAUCGGCUGCGCCGCCACCAUCCUCUUCUUCAACCUCUUUUUGGAGAGGAUCAUCACAAUGCUGGCCUACAUCAUGCGCUGGUGUCACGAACGUCGCCUUCGGUACGGCGGGGUCGGCGAUGCGUCCAACCGGCAGGAGCCAUCCGGGGAGGAGGACAGCCUCGAAGGCUGGAAGCCUUCCGUCUAUUACGUGAUGCUGAUUCUGGGAUUGGCCUCGAUCGUGAUUGCGUGCGGGGCUUCUACUCUUUACUGCUCCAUGGAGAACUGGAGCUAUGUGGACUCUCUGUAUUUCUGCUUCGUGGCCUUCAGCACCAUCGGCUUUGGGGACCUGGUAAGCAGCCAGAGGCAGCACUACGAAUCGCAGGAGGCCUACCGGCUCGGGAACUGCCUGUUCAUCCUGAUGGGAGUAUGCUGUAUUUACUCCCUCUUUAAUGUCAUUUCCAUUAUCAUCAAACAAACUCUCAACUGGAUCUUGGAGAAGUUGGCGUGUCCGCGGGACCGUCGCCUCUGCUCUUGUUCGGCAAUUGGAUGCCGGUGCCUCUGCUGCCCAUGCCUGCACAACAGAAAACACAAGCAGAGGCAUCCGCCGACUCAAAAGCGAUGGAAGCGCAACAUGGUUCGGCCGCUCUCGUCGCACUGUCCGGCAGGACGGCAACGUUACGCGGACGGCUCGGUGGAGACCGUGUACGACAGCGAGGCGGAUGGCGGGGCAGUAACGGACGGGGUGUACGUAGGCCGUCGGCUGUCGGGAGAAAUGAUCUCCGUCAAUGAGUUCAUGGUGUCCAAUAAGGUGUCUUUGGCACUGUUGCAGAAGCAAUUAAGCGAAACUGCCCACCAGGGGCCACGGCAGAGUUAUGGUCACCAGAAUGGAUUUUCCGAGGGGGUGGGGGCAUUUGCCAUUAUGAAUAACCGGCUACAGGAAACCAGUGUGGAUAGGUAGUAAUUCAAAUCAUUGAAUUACCGGUAAUAUAUUUUUCGUCCCUUCGGUAUUGUGAUUAAGAGUUAAUGUGUGAUUAUUUUUUA